Molecule: messenger RNA, 6763 nt
Organism: Anopheles stephensi (Asian malaria mosquito)
Lineage: Eukaryota; Metazoa; Arthropoda; Insecta; Diptera; Culicidae
Gene: AP-1gamma
Product: AP-1 complex subunit gamma-1
Exons: 16
Coding region: 789-3725 (978 amino acids)
Biological process (GO): Golgi to vacuole transport; receptor-mediated endocytosis; intracellular protein transport
Cellular component (GO): Golgi apparatus; AP-1 adaptor complex; membrane coat
Molecular function (GO): clathrin-cargo adaptor activity
Source: RefSeq, a predicted model, not a curated record
AAUUUGGAGAAAGUCAUCAGAAAAAGAAACGAAACCACUUUUUUCUGCCCUUCUCGUGUGGUGUUUGCGUGGACGAUUGCCAAGAAACUCGGUGUCUCGUCGGUUUGCUGCACAGCAAAAAAAGCUCGCCAUCCAGUUGUCCCCGGGGCUGUACCGGGAUACGCGGUUUAGCGGAGCGGAUUGUACGGUGUGCCCGUCGUUGAAAUCGCUUCACACGACCAGAAGUGGUUCUCUCGGUCAUCAUCACCACCAUCAUCAUCGUCGUCGUCGUCAUCCGGUCAUCUCGCAUCUGGUGUUGACCAGAGUUCAGUGUAAUCGUGUUAGUAACCCACACACCGGCCUACUUAGAAUCGGGCUACUGAAGCAAAACAAACCAUCCCCCCUCCCCCCCAUUCAUGUCUUGAGCAUCUUGGCCGGGUAAGACACCUUCGGUUCGUUUCGGUUUAUCAUUUCGCUCCGGAAUCACUCACUUCCGGUGUGGCAGAAGAGUGUCCAGAAAGUGUUACUGUGUUGCUACCCGUAUCAUAGUGCCUCCGUUUCCUGCGUUUGUAUUAUUUAUAUCCCUACUGUGUAUCUGUGUGUGUGUGAGUGAAAGUGAGCAAAAGAAAUAACGGAGUGGAGCAAAAAAAAAAAAUCCCUCGGUAUCCUACCGGCUGCCCUCGAUCUGCUGGCCUUCCCUCGCAAGGCUGGCCAGAGCCGCGAAAAGACGCCGUUCAGUGCAAAACCCACCGGGCAUUAAUCAUCGUGUGGAAAGCUAGAGUCGGCUGCUGUAGGGCCCAAGUGCCAGGAUGAAUGCCUCCGAUCAUGGGUUCAAUCCAGCGUUUAACAUGGCCACCAUACGACAAGCCAUCAACGAAACGAUAGAACGAGUACGGAUCCCAACGCCAACCCGCCUGCGAGAUCUCAUCCGACAGAUCCGUGCCGCCCGGACGGCGGCCGAAGAGCGUGCCGUGGUGAACCGCGAGUGCGCCUACAUCCGCAGCACAUUCCGCGAGGAGGAUUCGGUGUGGCGAUGUCGCAACAUUGCCAAGCUGCUGUACAUACACAUGCUCGGCUAUCCGGCCCAUUUCGGGCAGCUCGAGUGCCUGAAGCUGACGGCCAGCCCGCGCUUCACCGACAAGCGUAUCGGUUAUCUCGGUGCGAUGUUGCUGCUGGACGAACGGCAGGACGUGCAUCUGCUGAUUACCAACUGUCUCAAGAAUGACCUCAACAGUCCGACACAGUUCGUCGUGGGGCUGGCACUCUGUACGCUCGGUGCGAUCGCCUCGCCGGAAAUGGCCCGCGACUUGGCGGGCGAGGUGGAAAAGCUGAUGCGCUCCCCGAACGCGUACAUCCGGAAAAAGGCUGCCCUGUGUGCGUUCCGGAUCAUCAAGCGGGUGCCGGAGUUGAUGGAAAUUUUCCUGCCGGCCACACGGUCGCUGCUGAACGAGAAAAAUCACGGUAUUCUCAUCGCGGGCGUUACCCUCAUUACGGAGAUGUGCGAGAAGAGUUCCGACACGUUGAAUCACUUUAAAAAGAUUGUGCCGAAUCUGGUACGAAUCCUGAAAAAUCUGAUCCUGGCCGGAUACUCACCGGAGCAUGACGUGAGUGGCGUUAGUGAUCCAUUCCUGCAGGUAAAAAUCCUUCGUCUGCUAAGAAUUCUGGGCCACAACGAUCCGGAUGCGUCGGAAGCGAUGAACGACAUACUGGCGCAGGUGGCAACCAACACGGAGACGAGCAAAAACGUUGGCAACACCAUCCUGUACGAGACGGUGCUUUCCAUCAUGGAUAUCAAAUCCGAAGGUGGCCUUCGUGUGCUGGCCGUUAACAUUCUCGGCCGGUUUUUGCUAAACAGCGACAAAAACAUUCGCUACGUUGCGCUCAACACACUGCUGCGGACGGUGCACGCCGACAUCUCGGCUGUGCAGCGUCACCGAAGCACGAUACUGGAGUGUCUCAAGGAUCCGGACGUUUCGAUUCGGAGGCGCGCGAUGGAGCUAUCGUUUGCGCUUAUCAAUUCCCAGAACAUACGGGCCAUGUCGAAGGAGCUGCUCGUGUUUCUCGAGAAAGCGGACCCCGAGUUUAAGGCACAGUGCAGCAGCCGUAUGGUGCAUGUGGCGGAACGGUACGCGACCUCGAUCCGCUGGCGGCUGGAUACGCUACUAAGCGUACUGAUAGCGGCUGGCAACUACGUUCGCGAUGAUGUGGUAUCGUCAACGAUCCACCUAAUUCUCAACAGUCCACCGGAGGAGCAAGCGUACAUUGGGCUGCGACUGUGGAGCUCGGUGCAUAAUGUGGCCAAUUCGGAGGAGAAGCAACCGCUGCUGCAGGUGGCUGUAUGGACGAUCGGAGAGUACGGCGAUCUGUUGCUCAGCUCCGAACGGAUCGAAGAUGUUGAACUUCCUGCAGAGCAUCAGCUGGUCGACAUCUAUCAGCGGCUGCUCUGGUCUACCUCGGUUUCGACGACGACGAAACAGUACGCGCUGGUAUCGCUGGCCAAGCUAAGCACCCGUAUCCGAACGAAGGAAGAGGAAACGCGCGUGAAACAGAUGAUCGAAGCGUUCGGCUCGCAUCUGAACAUCGAUCUGCAGCAGCGAGGCGUCGAAUUUGCUCAGCUCUUCCGUGAUUACAGCCAUCUGCGGCCGGCGCUGCUAGAGAAAAUGCCCAAAAUACAGAAAACGCUGCCGAACGGUACGGAUGUGGACGGUGGUGGCGCCUUUGACGAUCAGCAGCCCAGCAUCGAUCUCAUCGAGGGUGGCGAUGAUGGUGACGCGUCGCUGAUGAUUAACACGUCCGGUGGCAGCAUGGUUGGCAAGCUAGGGUCCGAUUCGCGAGCACUACUCGAUCUACUGGGCGGAGGAGACGAUCCGAUCGAUGGGCUUGGGCUGGUGCCGACCGCCGACGUACUGAUCACCGGUAGCACAACCGCCACCACCAACGGCAAACCGGUUGUACCCACCAGCACCACCACCACCACCACCACCACCACCGGCAACAAUCAGGAUCUGCUCGAUCUGCUCGGCAGUCUCGAUAUGCCGGCGAGCACACCGCCGGCCGCCGUGAAUUCGUCGCUCGGUGCCACCAGCCCGCUCGGCGGCAUCGGGCUCGAUCUGAACAGUCUGAACGACAAUAGCAUUAAGAAUGGUACCGGCGGUCCACCGAACCUGCUCGCCAACUCUUCUUCCUCCUUCGGUGGGCUCGAUAAUCUGCUAAAUUCCAAUCCAAUCUCGCCAACGAUGCCACCGGUGCUGCCGGGGCUGGGAUCACCGCUGGCUGGGUUGGGUGGUAGCCUUACCAGCCCGACGUCGCCUACAGCGCUCGUGUGCAGCAGCACCACGAACGGAAGCGCCAGUCUGUUCAGUGACUUCUCCGCGGCAGCUAUUAACAAUAAUGAUGAACAUGCCAAGCUACUGACGGCGUUGGAUAAGAAUGGAAUCCUUGUGCAGCUGUCCGCGAAGCAUACCGGCGGUGCAUUACAGAUCCUUAUGACGGCGACCAACAAUUCACUCACCACCCUCGAGCAGUAUCUAUUCCAGGCGGCCGUUCCGAGAAGUUUCUCCCUGCAGAUGCUUUCCCCAUCCGGCUCCACGUUACCGCCCGGUGGAACGAUAACGCAGGAGAUGCGCGUUACUAGCACAGCUAAGGCCACGCUCAGGAUGCGGCUACGAAUAUCGUACCAAUCGGACGGCAGCCCGGUACAGGAGCAGACCGAAGUGUCCGGCUUCCCGGAGGAACCUACCGAAUGAGACCUAAACGUGCACCGGGCGACGGUAUCCCUCACCCACCCCAUCCGGCACCAGCAGCACACAGCACCGCUACUGUUAUUGUCCGCGGGCGUUUAAGCAAACAGGCAAACGGGCAAAGUAUUCUCUCUCUCUCUCUCUCUCCCGCUCUUUUUUGCAGUAAAACCGUACCGAAAACCGACCACCAACUCCCCUACCUAGGUGUGGAGUUUUAUGUGUGUGUGUGUGUGUGUGUGUGUGCGUGAGCGCAUCUUUCACAAUUCAAGAGCAUAAUUUAUGUUACUGUGUUACUGUGCGAUGCAUAUGUUCCGCGCUAGAAUGAAUUGUAUAGAAUUGUAAUAGCUUUACACAGGGUUGGGAGGGAAGCGCCCUCACUUCCAUCCAUCCAUCAAAGCUUUUAGGUUUUUUUUUUUUGAAAUAAGGGUUUAAGUUUACGACGGCAAUACAAAUGUUUUUAAUUUUACGUACGUGAUGAAGGGAAGUAAUAUAUUCUCCAUACGGUUAACGAUGGAAACGAGGGCGACCGAACUGGUUUUCCACCAUCUACUUCCUGAUGUCCUGAUGGACUUGUGUUGGAGCUAGUGAUGGGGGUCAUACGACUCUUUGCACGGAUCGAUCCGGAGUCGAGUUCGGUCCUAUAGGAAUCGGGUUCGGCCUGUACCUACGGGACGAUCCUGAUUCUUUGGAGCUAGGCAUACGACCCGUACGAUUCCGGAUGGCUCCGACCCGGUAGGUUCGGGUGUCGAUCCGCCCAUCACUAGCAGGAACCAUAAUUAUAGCAAGCAAUUUAGAACAAAUCGAGGUGUGUUUAGGGGACGUGGAGGAUGAUAAAGCCCGAUUGCUCAACGCGUGUGUGUUUGGGGUGAGAGAGCAAAGUGUCCGUACUGCGGCAGGGAAUGGAAAAUGGAUUUUUUUCAGCUUUUUUUUUUCUUAACUUUGUUUUGAUAAUCCUUUCAACAUAUUAGAGCUUGCUUAUCCCCCCCCUCGGAUAAAUCGGACACAUAAUCUAAACAGCCGCAACAACAUAGCUAGCAAAGGGAGGCGAACGAAUGAUAGAACUUGUUGUUUUGUGUAAGGGGUCGUGUGUAUGAAUGUGUGAAUUUCCAGUACAAGUGUAAGUGCGAUCGCGAGUGUGUGUGUGUGUGUGCGUGUGUGUGCUGUUUGUGGAGCGUUUGUAUAUACCAACAUUUGCUGUGCAUAUUAUAGAGAAAGAAGCGGAAGCGCUAAUUAUGCGGAAAGUAAGGUUAUGUUGUAUGGUUAUUAUCCCUACUAAAAAAAAAUGGAACCGUGUGGGAAUAGGUGUGUGCGUGUGUGUGUGGUAGGUGAAAGAAUUAAAAAAAAAGACAUUAAACAAAGCGCCUCUCAUUGUAGCUUACGAAAGGAAUCGCAUGUCGGGGAUAGGCAACGUGAAACUUGUAUAACCAUUUAUAUAAAUGAGUAUUGCGGUUGCAUAAGUGGUGUGUCGACAUUCUAAUAGAGAAAAACGCGAAACGCCCCCCCAAUAAAUAAACACACUAACAAAAAAGCGGAAGCGAAUGGCGAAUGGAGAGAUGGCAUAACGAAGGAACUUAUUCAUAUAAGCUUUAGAACGCAAAACCGCGAAACAUAGUGCUGGCAAAUACAGUUGUAAGCAGAAUACUAUACAGAAGACAAGUUAACCUAGUAAAAUAUGUGAGGAACAGUUACACACACACACACACAUACUAUUAUAAAUAUCCAUUCACACCACAACAUCACCACCAACCAGCAGUUGAGGAUCAUCAGGAAGCUCAAGAAGUAUUGAUGGAUUGUUGAACGUGUCUCCUUGUUGGUGUUAAUGCGUUUGUGUGUGUGCGUGUACGUUAAGCGCUUGAUCCCCGAUCUUCCGACACAGAGACCCCCAAAACGAACUACUUCCCCCGUUCCUAGUACUCCGCUUGAUGACAUGCUGGACGCCAAUGUGUUCCACUCAUGUGCGUGUGUGUGCGUGUUGAUGCCAUCCUCUUUUUUUAAGAUGAUAACGGAAGAGAUUGUGUGAGCGAAUGAUAUUUGAAAGGUAGAAGAAGCAAAAAGGGAAGCGUGUGUGUGUGUGUGUGUGUGUGUGUGUGGCCACGCCACCGAUCUGCUGUUGUUUUCCGUCCAAAAACGAAUGAGAAUUAAACGAACUAUGUGUGGCGUGAAGUAAACCGGUUAGAAGAGCGCAUGUCUCUCUGUGGCUCCAUCCCAUCCAAAUCUUUCUACUCUUGUGUGUAAGACAUGCUUUUUUGUUUAUUUGGAAAAUAUAUUCAUAAGAGCUAGUAAGUUGGGGUUUUCCUUUCUUUCCUUUCCUCUUUAUGUACUGUGUGAUUUUUUCUUUAAUCGUUUUAUGUUUAAGUUUGAUUUCUUUUAUAAUUUUCUUUUGCCUUUUAACGCUAUUUACAUACCUCAUUUGAUGAGUAACACAUGGGGGGAAAAAAUAAGAAAAGUACUUAAACGACCACCUUAGGCGAAGAAGACCCAGAGAGCGUAGAAGCAAAGAGCAAUAAGAGGGAAGGAAAUAGAAACUUUGAAAUGGCUUUGUUACGAGGUCCCUUCCGUGGUUGUACUAUACAUAUGAAGGAGCUAUAGAGGGGGUGAAGAAGAGAGCAAAAAAAGGAAGUGCGAAAAAAGGUGUAAAAUAGAAUGCAAAACCCUGUCCUACUUAAAAGCAGCAAGAAACAAAAAGCGAGCGCCCGUAACAUAUAUUGUGUAGCUAUAUUAUCGUACUAUUGGGACUAUGCAUUACACCGAGUAACGUGUGUUGUGCAGCGAAAGUUGUACACUAAAGAAGGAGCAAAAGUAGGUAAAAACAUAAGAUAAUAGAUACUUAUCAAGACGAGCGCGCGCUUUUUUUUCCUCUUCCGGUUUUCCCUCCCCUAAUGACAACAACAAUCACAUUAAAAGAUUCCUCCCCGCGAGGCGUGAGCGAGCAAAAUGGAAAAGGACACGGGCAGGCCGGAUCAGAGGGAAAAAUACGACGAUAAAACACAUACAGAACAUGGUGAACAAAUAUAAAUAAAUGUAUGAUACACACUAUUGUAAAA